AUGAAGAUGGAGAAAGUGCCUAUGAAAUACAGUGAAAGCAAAUCAGUGAAUACCUAUUCUAUGUUUCCUGAAUCUUCUGGGUUGGAAAAUCAAACUGGAAUAACAGAGUUUAUCUUGUUGGGACUCUCCAAUGAUCAACACAUAGAUGAUUUUUUUCUCUUUUUAUUUAUGAUAAUUUUUUUAGUCACCAUACUUGGAAAUACAACUGUUAUAUUAGUGAUCAGGACUGAACUUUGCCUUCAGACUCCCAUGUUCUUCUUUCUUAGCCAUUUAGCUUUUGUUGACAUCUGCUAUUCCUCAGUCACUGUUCCCAAGAUGCUAGGAAAUUUUAUUACAAAGCAGAAAACCAUUUCCUGGGAAGGAUGCAUUGCACAGAUUUUCUUUUUUAUACAAACCUGUUGUACAGAACUGUUCAUUCUUUCGGGAAUGGGAUAUGAUCGUUAUGUGGCCAUAUGUGAUCCACUUCAUUACAGCAAAUACUUGACAAGAGAGAUAUGCAAUAAAAUGGUGGGUGGAGCCUGGAUUCUAGGUUCCUUAUGUGCUACAGGGAAUGUCCUGCCUUUGCUAAAUCUCAAGUUUUGCAGCAACAAUAUAAUCAGACACUAUAAUUGUGAGCUUCCUUCACUCUUGGCCUUGUCUUGUGCUGAAACUCUCACUAAUUACAUUAUUCUUCUAAUAUUUGUGUUUAUGUUUGGUUUUAGCUCAUUUCUUUUCACUCUGGUCUCUUAUGUUAAUAUUAUUUCAACCAUCCUGAAAAUUAAACUUGCAGAAGGCAGGCAGAAACUUUUUUCCACAUGCAGUUCACAUGUCAUCGUUGUGGGGUUGUUUUACAUUACAGCUUUUGUUCGCUAUGUGAAGCCAAGUUCAGAAUCAUUUAUCGAUCUGGACAAAGUGAUCUCUAUUCAGUAUAGCAUUUUAACACCCAUGUUAAAUCCAAUCAUAUACAGUCUGAAAAACAAAGAGAUCAAUUCCGGUGUAAAAAAACUAUUUGGAAACUGUAGGCUCAUUUUUUAG
This is a messenger RNA of Protobothrops mucrosquamatus (brown spotted pit viper), 1014 nucleotides long. Its product is annotated as olfactory receptor 1052-like. The record is from RefSeq and is a predicted model, not a curated record. The transcript is spliced from 2 exons. Lineage: Eukaryota; Metazoa; Chordata; Lepidosauria; Squamata; Viperidae. Gene Ontology annotation, molecular function: olfactory receptor activity; G protein-coupled receptor activity. Gene Ontology annotation, cellular component: membrane. The coding region runs from base 1 to 1014 and encodes 337 amino acids. Gene Ontology annotation, biological process: G protein-coupled receptor signaling pathway.